AUGGCGACAUGGCCGCUGGGGCUUCGGCCACACGGGCGUCUCCGACGGGCGGCCGGCGGCGCCGAAUCGCCGCAGGCGUCGCCCUCGACGAGCUGCAAGCUGCGCCCGCCCGCUCCAGCACGUCGGUGCUGCACCAGCACGUCCCAAGGAUUCUGGAGCCAGAGAUCGUAUCGGGUCACGGUGGCAGAGCUCCAGGCAGCAAAAGUGUACAACCAGACGCGGAGCGAAGCAGCUGCAAGGAAACACGCCACGAAAGAACUUCCAGUCCUACUCGACAGAGCCAGUGCACCAAUGCGGCGUGAACCUAAACGCGUCGCGCACAGCCAGUCACGUCCCCGGCAUCGGCAAAGGAAAUCACAUAAGACAUAUCCGCUGAUGUCGAGGCUGCAAGCCAACCAUCCGAACACGGCUUCAACUGGCGAGCUGCAAACUAUCAGCGGUCAUUCGUUCUUUGACGCUGCCGCCCGGCGCGGCGCGGCGCUCCUCCUGGCGCCCGCGGUGCGGGCCCAGGGGCUGUGA
Prorocentrum cordatum is the source of this 519-nucleotide messenger RNA. The record is from the annotation of a GenBank genome assembly. Lineage: Eukaryota; Dinophyceae; Prorocentrales; Prorocentraceae.